AUGUCAUCAAGUGCCCCACGUCAAAAAGUUGCUGUUGUCACCGGUGCCUCUUCUGGUAUCGGAUAUGCUAUUACCAGACAAUUAGCCAAGCAUAAUUAUCAAGUGUAUGCUUGUGCAAGAAGACUAGAACCAAUUGAAACGUUAGUUGAUGAGUUUUCUACUACUCUAAUUAAGCCAUACAAGUUAGACGUUUCUAGUAUGGAAGAUAUUAUCAAGUUCAAAAACUUCUUGUCGGAGACCUUAAGGGAAGGCAAAUUAGAUGUGUUGUACAACAAUGCUGGCCAAAGUUGCACUUUUCCCGCCUUAGAUGUUACCGAUGCAAUGGUAGAGCAAUGCUUUAAGGUGAAUGUUUUUGGCCACAUCAAUAUGUGUCGUGAAUUGGCACAAUUUUUGAUUAACGCUAAAGGUACUAUUGUUUUCACUGGCUCCACAGCAGGUGUUAUUUCGUUUCCGUUUGGUAGCAUCUAUUCUGCUUCUAAAGCUGCUAUCCAUCAAUAUGCCAGAGGUCUACACUUGGAAUUGAAGCCAUUCGGUGUUAGAGUUAUAAACGCCGUUACAGGUGGUGUUAGUACUAAUAUUGCUGAUACCAGACCAUUACCACAAGAUUCAAUUUACAAUUUUGAAGAGGGUCAAGAAGCCUUUAAGGCCAGACAAUUGAUGGCAAAGAACAACCGUCCUAUGUCAGCUGAUGUGUACGCUGAAAAGUUGAUGAACGACAUUUUAAGCUCAAGAGAUCCUCUAGAUGUCUACAGAGGCACCAUGUCCAGUAUUUUAUCUUGGGUUUCAUUAAUAGUUCCAUAUUGCGUUCUUGAGUGGGGAUUAGUGAAGAAGUUCAAGCUCGAAAAAGUAUUCGCUGUCUUAAAGAAAAAGGAUGUCAAGAAAGAUUAG
Kazachstania africana CBS 2517 is the source of this 888-nucleotide messenger RNA. It is a transcript of the gene AYR1, whose product is annotated as acylglycerone-phosphate reductase. Gene Ontology annotation, cellular component: endoplasmic reticulum; lipid droplet. The transcript has a single exon. NCBI's taxonomy places the organism in Eukaryota, Fungi, Ascomycota, Saccharomycetes, Saccharomycetales, Saccharomycetaceae. Gene Ontology annotation, molecular function: triacylglycerol lipase activity; acylglycerone-phosphate reductase (NADP+) activity. The record is from RefSeq and is a predicted model, not a curated record. Gene Ontology annotation, biological process: phosphatidic acid biosynthetic process; triglyceride catabolic process. Bases 1 to 888 code for a protein of 295 amino acids.